Cajanus cajan (pigeon pea) is the source of this 1173-nucleotide messenger RNA. RefSeq names its product P-loop containing nucleoside triphosphate hydrolases superfamily protein. Gene Ontology annotation, molecular function: ATP binding; kinase activity. The record is from RefSeq and is a predicted model, not a curated record. NCBI's taxonomy places the organism in Eukaryota, Viridiplantae, Streptophyta, Magnoliopsida, Fabales, Fabaceae.
UUGAAAACCUUGGAGCAAUGUAAUGUAAGUUGUCAUUGUUGAAGGGUCUGAAAUCGAGUAAUGGAAGCGACCUUCUCUUCAACAACGACAAGAGGAUACUGGAAUCAGGCACGUCCUUGGCCAGAACCUUUGUUGCUGAGAACAGUGGAGCCUCGCGAUCGGAAUCCGUUUUCAGUCUCCAUCGCGCGCCCUAGCAAGUUUCUGCAGCUGUCACUUCCUCAAACCAGGAACAGGAAUGGUUCUAUCUUUAAGGUUUUAUCUGCCGAAAAGGAACAAGUUCAUGUUGUAGAGAGAAGUAAUGUUGAUGAGUUAUAUGAUGAAUUGGUCUCACGACUUCUUCCUUCGGUUUUAUUGUCAUCAAAUCCUAAUGACAAGCUUUUAGUUGGCCUGGCUGGUCCUCCAGGUGCUGGAAAAAGCACCCUAGCACAUGAAGUAGCCAAACGUAUAAACAAAAUUUGGCUAGAGAAAGAUUCUUCCUUUGACUCUGAGGUUCAACUUCCUGAUGUUGCUAUUGUGGUUCCCAUGGAUGGUUUUCAUCUUUAUCGUGCUGAGCUAGAUGCAAUGGAGAAUCCUAACGAAGCACAUGCCAGAAGGGGAGCUCCCUGGACAUUCAAUCCAUUGCGACUACUUACAUGUCUCCAGAAUCUAAGAAUUCAUGGAUCUGUUUAUGCCCCGUCGUUUGACCAUGGUGUUGGAGACCCAGUGGAAGAUGAUAUCUUUGUGAACAUUCAGCACAAGGUUGUUAUUGUAGAAGGUAACUAUUUGCUCUUGGAAGAUGGGGUAUGGAAGGAGAUAUCAUCUUUGUUUGACGAGAAAUGGUUUAUUGAUAUUGACAUUGACAAAGCAAUGCAGCGAGUUUUAAAGAGGCAUAUUUCAACUGGUAAACCUCCUGACAUUGCUAAACAGCGGAUAGAGAACAACGAUAGGCUCAAUGCAGAACUUAUAAUGAAGUCCAAGAAAAAUGCUGAUAUAGUAAUUAAGUCAGUUGAUUUCUGAGGAAUCUGUUCGUGCUAAGUCAAGCCCAAGCAGAGCAUUGUAUUCUUAGAAGGAUGUGUGUAAUAAAAGAAUUGUCCUUGUGAUUUUUCAUUGUCCAACAAACUGACUUUAAAAAAAAAAAAAAAUUAUUAUACAACAGAUCUUAGUGCAUUUAUUUAUUUAUUUUAAUUUUUUUUC